UUUCAUUCCAGGAGGAUGUUGGUGCAGAGAGGAGAAAACAGGCUAUUGUAGAACAAGUUAUGGUGGAUCAAUUAUAUAGAGCUGUUUUAAGUGAUCCAGAGCAGUCCACACCUUUUGAUGCUUGCAAGGAAACUCAAGGACUUCUGGGAGUUGAGAUAGCACCAAUGCAUUUUAGGAAAAGGACAGUCCAUGAAACGAAAAUAAGGACCAAAUCCGGACUAACUGAGAACAUGCUCUCCAACAAGCUGUGCUUUGAUAGUAGGAUUAUAUCGAGAAAUGGUCACAAUGCUUGUAGGGAGCUGAUUGUUUUUUUUGCAUGUGACAAAUCCCUUACUGUGUAUGAAUUUCGACAGUUUGGAAAAAACAGAACAAAUGCCUUGCCUUUCAUUCAGAAGGGAGUUUAUCAACAUCAACGUGGACAAAAAAAGGGAAAAGCUUAUUAUCUUAGUGAUUUCUACAUUGGAGCCAAUCUGACUUUCCGAAGUGUUGCUCAUAACCUUCCAGAAAGUGUUAAGCAGAAUCCCGUCUUCACCCUUUGUGUGAUAAGUAUUGAUGAAGCAGCUACGGAUUAUCUAAAGUGCAAAACCCUUGAACUGAAUAAAUGCUGUGUCCUUUAUUUCUCUAAAUCAGGUAUAUUCAGAGAAACACCAAGUAAAAGAGGAGUUCUGGUUAUAACAGGCUUAGGAAAGUAUUUCCAACAAAUAGACAAGAACAGAAAUGGCUUUCUCUCUCAGGCAGCCUUGAAAGAAGCUCUAAAAGUAUUCCACUUGGAGAUGCCUGAAGGGGACUUUGACUCCUUAUGGCUUAUUCAUGAUGAUAGCAAGAGCGAUAAGGUCGACUAUGGAGAAUUCACUCAUGCCAUAUUUGGAGAAAUGAAUGAAUAUAGGAAAACAUUUGAAAGAAAAGCUUAUAUGAAACUAGUUUUCAACAAAACUGGGAGUGUGCCUAUGGUCGAUGUCAGAAAAUGUUACUGUGCAAAGAAACAUCCUCUAGUAUUGGCAGGCAAAACUGCAGAAGAAGAAAUGAAAUUGUCAUUUCUAGAAGCAUUAGGAGAGUUCUGCAGCAACCCCAGUGAAGUGUCCUAUUCUGAGUUUGAAGAUUACUAUAAAGAACUAAGUUUUGGAAUUGUGGAUGAUGAUGAUUUUGAUAAUAUAUUAAGGAAUUCAUGGGGAAUUUAG
Messenger RNA from Sturnus vulgaris (Common starling), 1178 nucleotides. NCBI's taxonomy places the organism in Eukaryota, Metazoa, Chordata, Aves, Passeriformes, Sturnidae. The record is from RefSeq and is a predicted model, not a curated record.